AUAUAUGAACUCAAUAAGGCGCAGAUGAAGCACAGUUCUAGAGCACGAACGCAAUUUAACCGCUUUGCGUUAUGUAUGUUUUUACUCUGCCUUAUUGCAUGCAUAUAUUUGCAGUCUAUACUGAAUACCCGUUUUUUCAAAUGCCCGAGUGCAAAUUCCACCAGAUUUAUGGAAAAUAAGCAGGAUACCGCGCCAAGGAUCAGCACUACGUCUUCCCCCGAGCUCACUACAACUGGAGAACCUUUGAGAACAAUGGAGUGGCACUGGCCUGUCUGGGGUGAAAACAGCGCAAAACUUGCUUCAGACCAAAAAAAGGCGGUGGCAAAUUUCAAGAGGGUAAACAAGUUCAAUGUCACUUUCCUUUUCCUAAGAAGAAAAAAAUACAGGUUGAAUCACAGGGAGCUCCUGUGCCAACUUAAGACCCGUGUUCCUGUGAAAACGAUAAAAGCUGGCGAUGGACCUUUCACAAGGGAGGCGUGGGAGAAGUACUUGCCGAAGGACAACCCGAGAGAAAGGCUGGGACCGUUUAAGAGUUGUGCCGUAGUAAUGUCAUCAGCGUCCCUGAGAAACUCAAAGCUUGGGGAGGAAAUCGAUAGCCAUGAUGCAGUUUUGCGGUUUAAUGCUGCUCCAACUGAAGGCUAUAGUAUAGAUGUUGGACAGAAAACCACUCUUCGCUUAUUAAACUCUCAGCUUGUGGUGUCUGAAAAACACAAGUUUCUUACUGACCCUCUUUACAAAACUGGAGUACUGCUUAUGUGGGACCCAGCUCCUUAUUCCAAAGACCUCUAUGAGUGGUACAAGAAACCAGACUACAACUUCUUUCAGAGAUACAAGGCUUAUCGGAGUCUCUAUCCUGAUCAGCCAUUUUAUAUCUUAAGCCCGGAGAUGCAGUGGGAACUUUGGAAUGUCAUCCAAGAGAACACAGCAGAGGAGAUUCAGCCUAAUCCACCUUCUUCUGGAAUGCAAGGUAUUGUCUUAAUGAUGAGUCUCUGUGAUCAACUUAAUGUGUAUGAAUUCCUGCCGUCACGCAGAAAAACAGAUUUUUGUUAUUACUACCAAACAUAUCGCAAUAAAGCCUGUACUAUGGGAUACUACCAUCCACUUCUGUUCGAAAAGAACUUAAUUCAGCGUCUGAACCACGGAAGUUCUCAGGACAUCAUGGCUUCUGGAAAGGUGACCUUAAAAGGAUUCUCUCAAUACUACUGCCCCCCAGCAAAUCGAGCACAUCAAGGGUAAAGUCAGACAAGGCAUUGAGAAAAUGUGCGUCAUUCAUAUACAGUACUACAAGUCCACUUUCUGUUACUAAAGAUCUGUUCUGAAGCAAUUAAGUAUUUGGUUUGUUUUUCAAUGUUUCGGAUUUUAUAUUAUAUAGUGUGUAAAGAUUAAAUAUCUGUGAAAUGUUGUGUUACCACCACUGCAUAUCUAAGGAGCACACUGUGAAAUAACUUAGCUUAAGUGUUGUGUAGGCACCACUUAAUUUGCUUUCGUUUUUAACUUGUUUUGGGUACGAGAGUACCAAGAUGUCUGUUUUGGUGGAAAACAUUGUUAAAUUAAUUUAAGUACACCCACCGUUCUUACAUGCUUUUAGAUAAACUGAUAUAUUUUCUCCACAAACUAAUUUAUGGUUAGAUGCAUUUAAUUAUAAUAGAUUGUUAUAAUAUGUGAAUAAUUUCAAUGGAUUUUGUAGUUAUGUGUUUAUUACUGUUAAAACUAGGCUCGAUUAAGUCACAUGAUAAAUUGAAGAAGACACCAAUCCAUAAUUUGAAAUAUUUAUGUUCUAGAAUAAAUAAAAACUAAAAAAUCUAGUGGAUUACCAUAAUUGCACUAUAUAAUGUACUGUAUAAAUGUGUUGAACAUCAGAUGGUGAAACUAUCACCACAGUGCCAUAAUAUUUGAUGUAGUAUGUGCGCUGGCUGUCAUUGGCUUCAAUUAGUGUCUUCUGCUGAAGACAAUUUGAAGUCUUUGAGUCCUCAGUAUACAGCCUUUGGUUUUUGACAGCAUGAAUUUGUCAGCCUUCAUUUCUCUGUAUAAGAGAUAUAAUAUCUCUGUAGGAGAUAAAGUGCAAGAUACACAAUAGAAAGGUAAUGUUUGAUUAUAUGAUGUCAAACUUGUUUUAACUUUCCUAUUUUUACUUCCCCCUGUUAGCCUCUCCACCCAAUCGUUAGUGGAAAUAUCUUGUUAUCAACCAUCUACGAAACAAAUUGUAAAGUUUUAGUUCCCAUCAGCCUCCUGUUUUUGAUACUGCUAUUUGUUUCACUUCCUGUCAUGCUCUGCACUUGUUUUGUUUGUUCCCACACUUUUUUUGGUGUAAAAUAAUGUCUCUUUGCUUACUUUGUUUCUGUGUUACAGUAUGUCUGUCUGCACAUGAUGUCCACAACUGUACUAUUUAUGUAAUACAAUUGCUCUGUAUUUCUUUAAAGAUUUGUGCAUAUUUGCACAGUGCAUUUAUGUAUUCCUGUAUAGAGUGUAUGGUACAGUAAGAACAUAGGUGCAAUUUAGUUAACAUAGAAUAAAACGUUUCCCACAAAUAAAGAAUAUCAAGAUCUGCAUACUGUAAAACUGUUCAUGGUAGAAACUAACAAGCAUUUGAUUUGCUCAUGAACCACUUCUAUAUAUUUUACAAGUUACAGUCAUAGAAUUUACCUCUAUUUUAAAAUGAAAUCCAUCCAACUAUUACAUUACUGUUUGAGUAAAAAUAGUUAAAGUAAGGUAAAAAACAAUGUAAUGGUUAAGGAUACGAGGUCUAAAACUCGAUACUGCAGUUGUUUCCAUUAAUUUACUUUCACGAAGAUACUUGUAGAUAUAAAGAACAAAUGUAAAUCAGAACAGACAAAAAUGGUGGUUAACAUUUUCAAAUUGUAAGAUUUUGCCAAUGAGCUUUUAUAAUUAAUGAUUUGUGUGUCAGGCUUGAAUACACAGUAUUGGUACUGUGUAAUAUGCAACAGUUAUAUUGGCUUUCUAUGUCAAUAAAACUAAAAUAAUUAUAUAAUAUUUAAUGUCCUUAUACAAUAUGUCCUAUUCAGAUCAGAAUAGGACAUAACUACUGUACACAUGUAUGUAUUAACACACUGGGAGCAAAGACGUAAUUGAAUUUUUUUAGAGGAGGGGGUUACCCUGAUGAUGUGUUUGUGGGGGCUAGGAAGGUGUUACAUCGGUUUGUUUUGUUUGUUGGGAAAGUUCAAUAAAACUUGGUUCACAAAA
Molecule: messenger RNA, 3201 nt
Organism: Lepisosteus oculatus (spotted gar)
Lineage: Eukaryota; Metazoa; Chordata; Actinopteri; Semionotiformes; Lepisosteidae
Source: RefSeq, a predicted model, not a curated record